Messenger RNA from Photinus pyralis (common eastern firefly), 593 nucleotides. RefSeq lists its product as uncharacterized. The coding region runs from base 45 to 470 and encodes 141 amino acids. The record is from RefSeq and is a predicted model, not a curated record. Lineage: Eukaryota; Metazoa; Arthropoda; Insecta; Coleoptera; Lampyridae. The transcript has 3 exons.
UGCUUCGAAGAAGGAGCGUAUCCUAUAUAGUAUGAAAUUGCAGAAUGUCUGAAUUAAUAAGUAAUUGCACAACAUUAACGCAAGGACUUAAAUUUCCAUUUUAUUUUAUUUCAUUAAGUAUAGGUAUAUACCAUUCACUUUGUAAAGCAAUGCUCAAGUGUAUGUGUUUUGUGUUCUCACUUAUGCUGUUAAAAGGCUUAGUGUGCUCUCCACACCAUAGUCAUGAUCAUACGGACCAUUGCCAUGUUCAAAGUAAAUCAGGCGUAAUACAUAUUGAUGUAGGUCAAACAGUUUCAAUACCAAGAGAAUGCAUGGGCGCACGAUGUGAGAAAAAUGUGACGGUAACCGAACUUCAGUGCAUGAAAGAAGAACCCAAAGUGCGCUCCAGUAAUUGCACCCUAACGAAUCCUGAUUAUACAAAAGAGUUUCCCGAUUGUUGUCCCUCUAUGAUGUGUAAUCACUCAACAUGACUUCCUUCCGGUCACAGGUGUAUUGGUAACACAAGAAACUGUCAAAAUAAAAUGUCUGUAUACUGUAAAUCAAGAAUUUUGAAAACUGUAAAUAUUUAAAUUAAAAAAAUUAUUUUAUGCAAA